AUUAUAUAAAUACCGCUUUAAACCUCUGUAUUAGAGACAGUUGCUCUUCUCACACGGAUUGUGCACCAGCAGAAGUGAUCAAAAAUGGAGCCCAUCAACAUCGAACUUGUGGACUACUACGGGCAACAGAUCGCGCCAAGACACUUUACGGAUAACUAUGACCUUGUCCAAACCAACAAAGAUACAGCCAUAUACAGAAGAGGAUACAAUUUUUAUCUAGCUAUUCGCUUCGAUAGAGAUUUCAUCGUUGACAAGGACGUUCUUAGGAUCGAGUUUAAGUUUGGUCCGAAGCCUAAAAAAGACAUAACACGCAUUCCUUUGAUUUUGCGUCCCCAACAACGCCUGCCAGACGACCCUAAUCAGUGGGGCAUAGCUCUGGAUAGAGUAGACCCCAAUUAUGUUGUCGUAGAAAUCCAUAUCGCUGCCAAUGCUCCUGUAGGAAUAUGGAGCUGUUCUCUUCGAACGAAUAUCAAGGGUUUUCCAAAAGAAUUCCGCAAUUUUCAGGUACCUAACGACUUCUACAUAAUUUUCAACCCCUGGAACAGGGAAGAUGGUGUUUAUUUGGAAAACGAAAAUGACCGCAACGAGUACAUCUUCAGUGACGUCGGAAAGAUAUGGUUGGGCACUUCUUGGUAUCCACAGGGAAGAAACUGGAUAUUCGGCCAGUUCGACGACAUCGCCUUGCGCACUGCCGUUUUCCUUUUGGAUAAAUCCAAACUGGAACCAGAAAACAGGGGAGACCCCGUUUUAGUGUCUAGGGCGAUUUCAGCAAUAAUAAAUUCUGAUGACGACAACGGCCUUUUGGUGGCCAACUGGAAUGGUGAUUUCUCAGAUGGUACCCCUCCAUACGCCUGGACAGGAUCCAAGCCCAUCCUGGAACAGUACUACAAUUCUGGAGGAGCUCCAGUGAGAUAUGGACAGUGCUGGGUAUUUUCCGCAGUCACUGUGACGAUUUGUAGGGCUCUGGGGAUCCCCUGUAGAUCUUCCACUGUCUACGUGUCUGGCCAAGGCUCCAAGAACAUUACAAAGAACUAUGAUGCUUUCGGCAACCUAAUCGAAGACAAUCAGUCAAAUGAGACCCUCUGGAGCUUCCAUGCCUGGAAUGAGGUUUGGCUGGCAAGACCAAAGAUUCCAAAGAGGUUUAGUGGCUGGCAGAUUAUUGACGCCACUCCUUUAAGACGCAGCGAUGGUAUCAUGAGGUGUGGACCAGCUUCAGUAGAGGCUGUGAAGCAAGGCUUUACGGACUAUCAAUACGAUACCGACUUCGUGUUCCAGAUAUUAAACGCUGAUAUUAGUCGUAUUGUUGUAGAUGAAGAUUCGGAAUUGGGAGAGUAUCAGCUACCUAAAAACGGAUAUCAGUCUGGAAAGAAAGUUGUAACCAAGGCGGUUGGAUCGGAUGAUAUUUGGGAUGUUACACCUAUAUACAAAGCACUAGAAGAAGUAAAUAUUGCUGAAUCUAACGAACUUUCCUUCGAACUCAUCACUGACAAAGUCCCUCUGGGUGAAACGUUGAAUGUGACUAUGAGAGUCACUAACAACACGAACUCGACGAAAAACAUUUGGACGGCUUUGGCAGGUAGAUCGGUUUACUAUACGGGAAAACAGGUGUCGAUAAUAGAUCGAAGAGAUGACAAUUUUUCGAUUAAACAAGGAGAAACCAGGGCUCUUCCUCCGUUGAGCAUCCCCGCUUCCAAAUACAUUCCAGCGUUGGUAGAUCACGGUUUUAUCAAGCUGUACGCUUUUGGUAUGGUUAAAAACGGUGACAAGAACGGUCAGAGAUGGGCCGAGGAGGAAGACUUUGUUUUUACGCAACCUUUGGCGACUAUGAGCGCAGGAAAAUUGUACUAUAAAAUUGGAGAUACAAUUGACGUCAGAUUUAGUUUCAGGAACCCCGUGAAUGUAACACUGACCAAUUGCGUGUACAUGGUUGAAGGCCCAGGAGAUGUUCCCAAGAGCAUCAGAUACAAAGACGUGCCUCCCUUAGAGGAAGUUAGCAUCCCUAUAAGCUUCACCACUGGCAGAAGGACUGGCGUAAGAAGAAUCAUCGUAAAUUUCACAUCACAACCGCUAGUUCAAGUCACAGGAAGCCUUGCUGUUAAUAUUGUUGGGAAGUAAAGAUAUAUCUUUAAUAUUAUACAAAAACUUCACUAACAUUGUUAGAUAUCCCUCAUAUAAUCCAGUAGCCGCAAUAACUUGGUAAUCUGUUGCAUAAAAUUGCUUUUUCUUUAUGUAUAAAUAUUUUAUAUCUAAAAAUACCAAUGACUUAGCAUAAACUAAAGACUUCUGAAUCAUAAGGAAAACAUAUUUGGCAAAGUUACUGGCGUAAUAAUUUACUUCCUCCUUGGAAAAUACUAAUUCCAACACUUUUUUUGUACAUUUUAUAAUAUUCUUUAUUUCACAAUGUGUUCAUUGCGCAAUAAACUAAAUAAAUCUACUUUCAUGAUUAUGUUAUGCGAAUUAUAUAUUAAGUACACACCUACCAUUUCUGUUA
Messenger RNA from Anoplophora glabripennis (Asian longhorned beetle), 2491 nucleotides. Its product is annotated as hemocyte protein-glutamine gamma-glutamyltransferase-like. The transcript is spliced from 8 exons. The coding region runs from base 85 to 2115 and encodes 676 amino acids. Gene Ontology annotation, biological process: peptide cross-linking. Gene Ontology annotation, molecular function: protein-glutamine gamma-glutamyltransferase activity. Lineage: Eukaryota; Metazoa; Arthropoda; Insecta; Coleoptera; Cerambycidae. The record is from RefSeq and is a predicted model, not a curated record.